GAAUUAUGGGUUGGCAGAAAAAAUUUCUAUCGGAGGCAGGAAGAGAGGCUAAAUACUUUCCUGAUGGAGAUUUCAUGAAUGCGAAAAAAGGAAAACGCGCAUCCUGGUUGUGGUCUAGCAUUAUUGAAGGCCGAAAGGUGCUGAAUGGUAAUGUGUGCAAGAGUAUAGGAAAUGGACGUGGGACCCGUAUCUGGGGUGAUCAUUGGCUGGCUGAUAUUCCGGGCUGUCCUGGCCUCUACUCUCUGGUCAAUAUGGAAGAGCAGAAACAGGUUCUUAUAUCAGAAUGUCGCCAUUGAUCCUGUCUUUACCUUUAAACAAGCAGAGGAGUUGAUUCAGGAAUACUGGACUGCUAAAGGCUGGAAUAAUGCUACGG
Molecule: messenger RNA, 373 nt
Organism: Neltuma alba
Lineage: Eukaryota; Viridiplantae; Streptophyta; Magnoliopsida; Fabales; Fabaceae
Exons: 3
Coding region: 6-296 (96 amino acids)
Source: RefSeq, a predicted model, not a curated record